Saccostrea echinata is the source of this 2216-nucleotide messenger RNA. Its product is annotated as heterogeneous nuclear ribonucleoprotein L-like. Gene Ontology annotation, cellular component: nucleus. The coding region runs from base 108 to 1766 and encodes 552 amino acids. Gene Ontology annotation, biological process: regulation of RNA splicing. The transcript is spliced from 2 exons. Gene Ontology annotation, molecular function: mRNA binding. The record is from RefSeq and is a predicted model, not a curated record. NCBI's taxonomy places the organism in Eukaryota, Metazoa, Mollusca, Bivalvia, Ostreida, Ostreidae.
ACCGGAAGUUUACUGUUAUGCAUGUUUUUGUUUGAUAUUUGUCUUUAACUGCAAUUGAUAUAUAUUGUUGGGCAUUUCCAGACGAGAUUGUUUAUUAGUGUGAAACCAUGGCAUCUGGUUAUGAAGAUCAUGCUUCCAAACGUAUGCGGAUGGACAAAUCGAGUGAGGACCCGAUCAAACCGUCACCUUCACCAGUUGUCCAUGUGAGAGGUCUCUAUGACAACAUUAUGGAGAGGGAUUUGACCAGAGCUGUGCAGCAGUUUGGAACAGUCAACUAUGUUGUGCUCAUGCCAAAGAAACAUCAAGCUUUGAUUGAAUUUGAAGAAAUUAAAGGUGCCACAGACUGCGUGAAUUUCUCAAAUGAAAGCCAGAUAUUUGUUGCUGGGCAGCCGGCUUAUUUUAACUAUUCUACCAGCCAGCGCAUCCAAAGACCAGGUCCUAAAGAUGAUAACAAACCAACAAAUCACAUUUUGUUGGUUACGGUCUUAAAUCCACAGUACCCAGUCACCGUGGACAUCAUGCACACCAUAUGCAGUCCCUAUGGCCAAGUAGUGCGUAUUGUCAUCUUUAGGAAGAGUGGUUUGCAGUGCAUGGUAGAAUUUGAUAAUGUAGAUUCAGCUAAACGAGCUAAGCAAGCUUUAAAUGGUGCCGAUAUCUACUCUGACUGUAAUACCCUUAAGAUAGAGUAUGCCAAAACAGAUAAACUAAAUGUUUUUAAAAAUGAUCAGAACAGCUGGGAUUACACUAACCCAAACUUGAACAGUGAGGCAGCACCAGCCAGAAACAUGCCCCUUCUACCAGAGCCUGGAGGUGGAAAUGCUCCCUACAAUAGGAGACCAGGGCCUGGGGGUCAGGGCGGAUUCGGUGGGUAUGGAAGAGACGGAGCUCCAAAUCAAGGUUACCAGGGCUACCAAGGAGGGGGCUUUGGCGGGGGGAUGUAUGACCAAGGUGAUGGUUUCAAUCAGGGAUAUGGAGGAAUGCCACAGAGGCAGGGAGGAUAUGGACAGGAAGGAUUUGGGAGGAAACCUGGACCACCCCCACCAAUGCAUGAUGAGAGUGGUUAUGGAAGACCAAUGCCCCCACAUGGAUAUCAAGACCAGGGUGGACCACCUCCCGGGGCCAUGAUACAGGGAGCAGUACUCAUGGUGUAUGGUUUGAAUCCAGAGUAUGUUAACUGUGACAGAUUAUUUAAUAUUUUCUGUCUGUAUGGAAAUGUUGCAAGAGUGAAGUUUCUUAAGAGCAAGGAAGGGUCUGCUAUGGUGCAGAUGGGAGACUCCCUUGCUGUGGAACGAAGCAUACAGAAUCUCAGUCACAUCACAUUGUUUGGAAAUAAGUUGUCACUUGCAGUUUCUAAACAGGCAUUUUUACAAGAUGUUCCAAAUCCUUACGAGUUACCUGAUGGUACUCCAUCUUUUAAAGACUUUAUGGGCAGCAGAAACAAUCGAUACGCAAAUCCUGAACAAGCUAGCAAAAACAGAAUCAUGGCACCAACAAAAGUUCUACAUUACUUUAAUGUUCCUCCAGAAUUAUCAGAGAAAGUUUUGGAGGAAGUAUUCACUAAUAUGGGAGCAGAGUGUCCAGAGAAAAUUAAACAAUUUCCCAACACUAGUGCCCGAAGUUCAUCAGGAUUAGUCCAAUUCAAAGAUGUAGAAGAAGCAGUAAAUGCUCUAGCAUUAGCAAAUCAUGCAUCGAUACCAAACCCAUCGGGUAAAAGUCCUUAUGUAAUGAAGCUCUGUUUUUCAGGCAGCCCUAUUGGUGGUCGAUAAACCAAAGUAGGAAAACACUCGUCAUAAUACAAGAUAGGCUACAUUUGUAGUUGUAUAAAUGUGUACGACUUUGGAAAUGGACAUUAGACUAGUCUGCAUAAUCAAAACACAUUUUGGGCAUGUAUUCUUGAGAAUAACUGAAAUAAUGAAAUUUAAGUUUAAAAAGGUUGAGAUCUAUUGAAUACUUGACUGGGCAUACAUGAUCAUUUUUUAAGAUUGUAUAGAAAAAGGAGGGUAAUUUAUAUGCAUCGCUAUGUUUUAUAAAUGUUUUUUCGGAACAGUAUGUGAAAGUCAAAAAGAUUUUAUAAAAAUACAAUAUGUAUAAAAUUUGAAAUUAUGAAGGACUUUGACAUUUAAUGUUGCUUUUCUCCCCUCCAAAAAUUUGAUUUUUUAAUUAAGUUUUACAUGUUAUUUUAUAUGAAAGAAAUUGGAAUAAAAUUUGUAAUUGUG